ACAUUACCAAGUCCCACACAGAAGCCAACGCAGGUGAGCAAAUACUGGGCUUUGUUGUCCCACUUGGGUCUGUCUCCGGCUUCCUCCUUUUCCAUCCUCUCCAGGUCCUUGUGAGAAGGAAUACGAUCAUCCAGCCCAGGAUUUGCUCCGAAGUUGUUGCCUCCUGCGAGCCCCUCACCUACACUGACUGUCCUGACAGGUGACACCGAGGUUCAAGGUCAGUCUACUCCCACGACUAUGGUUUCUGUACGGAAAAAAAAACCUUUUACACGAAUGUUCAGCUGUGUGACAGAAUUCUACACAAACAGAAGCUGGUGACACCUUGACCUCUGCUGCCAUACGCUGAACUCUGGGGAUAUUGGACUUCCACUUGUAAAGAUAAAGAGUUCUUCCCCCAAAGAGGGCCUUGUUUACAUGAUACAGAUCAUGGCCUAGUUAAAGAGAUGCUGCACUGGAAAAAUAAAAAAAAAUAAAAAAUUGUUUGGCCAAGACAAGUCUGCCUUAAGUCCUGAGGGCAGUUAAGGGCAGGAGAGAGAGAGAGCAGUCGGAGGAGGAUAGCAGUGGGCUGGCUGGUACAGCUGCGUGAAUACCGGGCCGAUCCCGUCAGAGGAGCCAUUUGCAUGGAUGCACCAUGGCCACGUUUGUGUGCAGGGUUCAGUUUUUGGAUGACACCGAUCCGUUUAACAGCACCAACUUCCCGGAGCCGACCAGACCCCCGCUGUACACCUUCAGAGAGGACAUCCCGCUCAUCAACCAGAUAGCCGGAGUCCACCGGCUCCUGAAAGCCCCGCACAAGCUCGAUGACUGUGCACUACAGCUGUCUCACAAUGGCACCUAUCUGGACCUGGAGUCGUCCCUGGCAGAAAUGAAGGGCUGUCUUGACGUCUGUCAGCAGGACGACAUGGGGGCCAGAGGGAAGAAGCACAGUGUUAUUUUACGGACCCAGCUUACUGUUCGUGUUCACUCCUGCAUUGAGAGACUGUAUAACUCCAACGGCCGGGACCUGAGACGAGCACUGUUCUCUUUAAAGCAAAUCUUUCAGGAUGACAAAGAUCUGGUCCACGAGUUUGUGAUGGCUGAAGGUCUGACAUGUCUCAUCAAAGUUGGAGCAGAAGCCGACCAGAACUACCAGAACUAUAUAUUAAGAGCUAUGGGUCAGAUCAUGCUGUACGUGGACGGCAUGAACGGUGUCAUCGGUCACGCCGAGACGAUCCAGUGGCUGUACGCUCUGGUCGGCUCUAAGUUUCGUCUGGUGGUAAAAACGGCUCUGAAGCUGUUGUUGGUUUUUGUGGAAUACUCCGAGUCCAACGCUCCGCUGCUGAUAGAAGCCAUCACGACUGUGGACAAUAAGAGAGGUGGCAAGCCUUGGUCCAAUACUAUGGAGAUCCUACAGGAGAAAGACGGCGUGGACACAGAGCUGCUGGUGUAUGCUAUGACUCUCAUCAAUAAGACACUUGCUUCGCUGCCAGACCAGGAUUCCUUUUACGACAUGGUGGAUGGUCUGGAGGAACAGUGCAUGGAGACGGUGUCUCAGAGACACCUGAGCCGCCGAGGCACUGAUCUGGACCUGGUCGAGCAACUCAACCUUUAUGAGAUGACUCUGCGGCAUGAAGACGGUGACGACGACAGCCAGCCUCCACCUACGGGACGCAGAGACCGUCGACGAACCAGCCUCGGGGGCGGGGACAAAAGGCCCGGCCUGGAGAGGAGGCGGAGCCGUAGGGCCUCUCUGGGACGUUCUGGUCACGCCUCCCCGUGCAGUCCAGCGUCCCCGCAAAGAGCCGGCUUCAAGCCAUUUAAUGGCCACAGAGCCGAGGACACGAGUGAGAGGGCACUGUCAGGUUUCCUUCCAUCCAUAGAGGAAUGUGAGGAAGGAGUAGAUGAGGAAGAGGAGGAGGAGGAGGAGGAGGAGGAGGAGGAGACUCCGGUGACUGAGUCUGACUCAGACGAGCAGCCAGUUUCUGAUACAGUGUCUAAUCUAAUCCUUCCCAGUUCGCCGAGAUCCAUUCCGUCCAUUGUUCACAGAACGACCAUCCAGACCAUCACGAUUACUACCAGGAAGGAUAAUUCCAAGUUGGAAGAAGAGAAGAAACCCAGCGGAUCAUCUCCAGCAUCUUCCCAGAAUUCUCCAACUUCUCCUGUUUCUUCAUCUCUUGCAUCCUCCCCUCUCAGCCCCCCUCCCCAGCCCUCACUUCUGGCCACCCUGCUGGCCAGGAAAAGGUCUUCGGUAACCGUUCCCGCUAGCACCGAGGUUAGCCCGCCACCACGAGGCAGCUCUAGUCCUUCUCACCCAGAUCGAUUGCCCUACCUUCCACAUUCUCCCUUCCACCUCUUCUCCUACGACCUUGAUGAGGAGCCGUCGGCUCCGGUCAAAGAAUCUCCGAAACCAACGUCUCCAAGAAAUGGAGGUUUCACGUCCUAUUCUUCAGUUGGGACUCCGACUUCACCUUCCAGCUCCAGGCCUGCUCUUGGAGGUCUUCUAUCGUCCUCCUAUCGCCAACAUCAAGAAUCCCUGGCAGCUGAGCGUGAGCGCCGCCGUGUGGAGAGAGAGGAGAGACUGCAGAGGAUCGAGAGAGAGGAGAGAAAUAAGCACAGCCGCGACUAUGUGGAUAAGAUGGAAGAGGCCAGGCAUGCCCGGGAGGAGAGGUAUAAGAACUUGGAUCGUCUUGCAGCGGAGGAGUACGGAAAGGAACGCGUCCGGGUCUCGAGAACUCGCCCUGAUCUCAGCCUGAACUUUACUCCCUCCGAAUCCUGGCCCUCAUCAUCACGCAGCAGCAGCCCAUCCUCCUUUGUCUCGCAGGAGGACACAGAGGCCGACCUGGAAGCUGAGACCCCCGACGCUGAGUACACGCACACCGAGACUGGCGAAGCUGACGAUUCCGCGAUCGGUGUAGAAACGGGGGAGGAAGAAGAGGCUGCAGCAGAAGAGGAGGAAGAGCAAAAAGAAGAGGAGGAAGUACAAGAGGAAACGACAGCGGACAAGGAAGAAGAAGAAGAGGAGUGCGAGCCGGAACAGCAAAAAGACAAGGAGGAAGCAGAGGAGGACACGGGCAUCCUGAGUGACAAGGAACGGCAGAAUGAGGAAGUAAAUGAGAAAGACAACUGCUCGGCCUCCAGCAUCUCCUCAGCCAGCAGCACUCUGGAACGAGAGGAGAGGGGGAGCAAUGAGGACGGCCUAAAGGAGGCAGAGGAGAACGAGCAGGGCAGCAAACUUCUCAACAGCAAACUCUUCAUGCUGGACAUGCUUUACUCCCAGAACAAGAAGCCUAGUAAUGAGGAGGAGGAAGAAGAAGAUGCGGAGAAGGAAAAAGAAAGAAAGGAAGACAAGGAAACGGAGGAGGACGAUAAGGAGAGGCCCGGCAACGAUGAGGAGAGCAACAAAUCCGAGCAGAGGCGCGGCAUCCGACCACUGGCUGAACGCUUCGGAGAUUUGAUCAAGGACCUCGGCUCGCCCUUCUCCCAUAUAGACACUCCUGCCAACGAGCCCCCUCCCCCUCCACCUAAAAAGGAAUCGGACACAAUCUGGGACCAGCUCCUGGCCAGCCCACGUGAGCUGCGCAUCGGUGACAUCAACUUCACCGACCUGACGGAGGACGACGACAAGGACAUCCUUGAUGCUGUUUUGAUGGGCGGAUGUGGCGACCUCCCGCCCCCGCCUCCUCCGCCGCCGUGUUUUCCUCCACCCCCGCCCAGGUUCGGAGGCUGUCCCCCGCCUCCUCCCUUGCUAGGGAUAGGGAGACCUCCGCCUCCUCCUACCUUUAGCGCACCUAUCCCGGUGCCUCCACCUCCGGAGCCACCUCUGUUCAACAAGAAGAAGAAGACGAUCAGGCUGUUCUGGAGUGAGGUGCGUCCCACAGACUCCCAGUACAGAGACUACAAGCGAAACGGAGACUCCCUCUGGUCCGAACUCGAACCGGUGAAGGUGGACACGGCGAAACUGGAACAACUGUUCGAGUCCAAGUCGAAAGAAAUGCCAGUUACAAAGAAAACGGCGGCGGACGGCAAGCGCCAAGAGAUCAUUGUGCUGGAUUCCAAGCGAAGCAACGCCAUCAAUAUCGGCCUGACGGUGUUGCCCCCUCCUCGCACCAUCAAGACAGCUAUCGUGAACUUCGAUGAGUAUGCGCUCAACAAGGAGGGAAUAGAGAAACUUCUGACCAUGAUCCCAACCGAAGAGGAGAAGCAGAAGAUCCAGGAGGCUCAGUUGGCCAAUCCUGACACCCCACUUGGUUCCGCGGAACAGUUUCUGCUCACGCUCUCGUCCAUCAGCGAACUCUCAGCACGACUCCAACUAUGGGCCUUCAAGAUGGACUAUGAGGCAACCGAGAAGGAAGUAGCCGAGCCGCUGCAGGAUCUGAAGGAAGGUAUGGAGCAGCUGGAGAAGAACAAAACCCUGCGCUACAUCCUCUCUACACUUCUCGCCAUCGGCAACUUCCUGAAUGGCACGAACGCCAAAGGCUUUGAGAUGACAUACUUGGAGAAGGUUCCGGAAGUGAAGGAUACUGUGCAUAAACAGUCUCUGCUGCAUCAUGUCUGCUCUGCGGUGGUGGAGAACUUCCCUCAGAGCACGGACCUUUACUCUGAGAUUGGAGCCAUCACGCGGUCUGCGAAAGUUGAUUUUGACCAGCUUCAGGAAAACCUGUGUCAGAUGGAGCGACGCUGCAAAGCCUCAUGGGAUCACCUCAAAGUGAUCGCGAAGCAUGAGAUGAAGCCCCUGCUGAAACAGAAGAUGUCUGACUUCCUCAAGGACUGCGCAGAGAGGAUUAUCAUCCUGAAGACUGUGCACCGGAGGAUCCUCAACAGGUUCCAUUCAUUCUUGCUGUUCCUGGGCCAUCCAGCCUACAGUGUGAGGGAGAUCAGUGUCCACAGGUUCAGUAAGAUCCUCAGCGAGUUUGCACUGGAGUACCGGACCACCAGAGACCGGGUUCUGCAGCAGAAACAGAAAAGAGCCGACCACCGUGAACGCAACAAGACGAGAGGGAAGAUGAUCAUGGACGUCAACGCUCCUUCUGAUGAUGAAGACGAGAGUGAGUGCAAUCGAUAUGGCUCCAGCAACAGUGCCCCUAGUGUCAACCAAGAACCCGAGCAGUCUCAAGGUCUCAGCCACGCUCAGGACGCCGCAGAGCACGAGAACAUGAAAGCAGUGCUGAGAACCAGUUUGAGUGGAUGUGACAGGGAAGCCACUGGGGUACCAGGGCUUAGGACACGCACAAGAUCACGACCUGGACGAGGAGGUCGAACUAUGCAGGCUUCUACACCGGCCGUGGAGGAGAAACAGAUUUGUGGAGAAGACGAUGCAGACGAGAUCAUGGAGCGCAUCGUGAGGUCGGCCACUCAGGGUCCAGGACCCAGAGCUCAGCCCAGAGAGAGGAGGAGAUCCAGAGCAAACCGCAAGUCAUUGAGACGGACUCUGAAGAACGGUCUUACGCCAGAAGAAGCUCUCGCUUUAGGACUGACUGACUGUCUAGAAACGUAAAUGUGAGCGUCCUCUCCCCGACUGUCCCCCUGGUUGCUGUGGAAGGUUUCUAUGCCACUCCUCCCUCAGCCG
Cynoglossus semilaevis (tongue sole) is the source of this 5545-nucleotide messenger RNA. RefSeq names its product formin homology 2 domain containing 3a (gene fhod3a). Gene Ontology annotation, biological process: cardiac myofibril assembly; sarcomere organization; cortical actin cytoskeleton organization. Gene Ontology annotation, cellular component: cytoskeleton; cytoplasm. Gene Ontology annotation, molecular function: actin filament binding. The record is from RefSeq and is a predicted model, not a curated record. Lineage: Eukaryota; Metazoa; Chordata; Actinopteri; Pleuronectiformes; Cynoglossidae. The transcript has 36 exons. The coding region runs from base 632 to 5473 and encodes 1613 amino acids.